Messenger RNA from Manis pentadactyla (Chinese pangolin), 1499 nucleotides. It is a transcript of the gene ACOD1, whose product is annotated as aconitate decarboxylase 1. Lineage: Eukaryota; Metazoa; Chordata; Mammalia; Pholidota; Manidae. Gene Ontology annotation, molecular function: lyase activity. The record is from RefSeq and is a predicted model, not a curated record. The coding region runs from base 69 to 1484 and encodes 471 amino acids. The transcript has 5 exons.
GCGGGGUAUAAAGGCAGUUGCACGGCAAGUGGACUGCGCUCCUGGACAAAGCUCCUCUUUAAAACAACAUGAUGCUCAAGUCCGUCACAGAGAGCUUUGCCAAAGUGAUCCAUGGCCUGCAGGUGGGACACCUGACUGAUCGCGUCAUUCAGAGGAGCAAGAGGAUGAUUCUGGACACACUGGGUGUUGGGAUCCUGGGAACCAGUACAGACGUGUUUCACAAAGCCAGCAAAUAUAGUAAAAUUUACAGUUCCCAUCUAUCCAGCACUGUUUGGGGCCAUCCAGACUUGAGGAUCCCGCCGACAUACGCCGCUUUCGUUAAUGGUGUGGCUAUUCACUCAAUGGAUUUUGAUGACACGUGGCACCCUGCCACCCAUCCUUCUGGAGCUGUCCUUCCUGUCCUCGUGGCUUUAUCAGAAGCCCUGCCUCGAAGUUCGAAGUGUUCUGGCCUCGACCUGCUGCUGGCUUUCAAUGUUGGGAUUGAAGUGCAAGGUCAAUUGAUGCAUUUCUCCAAGGAGGCUAAUAACAUACCGAAGAGAUUCCAUCCCCCUUCGGUGGUAGGAACGUUGGGUAGCGCUGCUGCGACAUCCAAGCUUUUAGGACUCAGCAUGACCAAGUGCCAAGAGGCCCUGGCUAUUGCUGUUUCUCUUGCUGGGGCACCCAUGGCAAAUGCUGCCACUCAGACUAAGCCUCUGCACAUUGGCAACGCCGCCAGGCAUGGGAUGGAAGCUGCUUUUCUGGCAAUGCUGGGUCUUCAAGGAAAUAAGCAAGUCUUGGACAUGGAGGCAGGGUUUGGGGCCUUCUAUGCCAACUAUUCCCCAAAAGUCCUUCCAAACCUCGAUUCCCACACUUGGCUGCUGGACCAGCAGGAUGUGGCCUUCAAGCGUUUCCCUGCACAUUUGGCCACCCACUGGGUGGCAGAUGCAGCUGCAUCUGUGAGAAAGCACCUUGUAAGAGACAGAGCCCUGCCUCCCUUUGACAGCAUUGAGAGAAUUGUGCUCAGAAUCCCAGAUGUCCCGUAUGUGAACAGGCCCUCGCCUGACUCAGAACACGAAGCCCGUCACUCAUUCCAGUAUGUGGCCUGUGCCAUGCUGCUUGACGGUGGCAUCACUGUCCCAUCAUUCCACAAACUCCAGAUCAACAGGCCACAGGUGAGAAAGCUGCUCCAUAAGGUGGAGCUGGAGCACCCUCAGGACAACCUGCCAAGCUUCAACACAAUGUACUGUGAGAUGAGUGUCACCCUCAGCGAUGGAGCCACCUUCACAGAGAGUUCUGAUGCCUUCUAUGGUCACUGGAGGAAGCCACUGAGCCAGAAGGACCUACAGGAGAAGUUCCGAUCGAACGCCUCCAGGACACUGUCCUGUGACACAGUUGAAAGACUAAUAGAAAUAGUAGCAAACCUGGAAGACCUGGAAGACUGUUCUGCAUUAACCACGCUUCUGAAAGGACCCUCACCACCAGAGACCAUCUCAACAUUUAUCUAGCACUUAACAAUUCCA